AUGACGGAGAUAGAGAAUUAUAAUAAUGGAGGAAUCCGUUGGGAUCCUGGACAAGUUGAUGAUGAUUUUGAUGCAGGAAACAAUUCCUCCAGACUUUUUGAACGGUCCAGAAUUAAAGCUUUAGCAGAUGAAAGAGAAAACGUACAGAAAAAGACAUUUCAGAAAUGGGUCAAUUCACAUUUAGUCCGAGUUGGCUGCAAAAUAUCAGAUUUAUAUGUGGAUUUACGAGAUGGCAAAAUGUUAAUGAAAUUACUGGAAGUUUUAUCUGGAGAAAGACUGCCACGACCAACCAAAGGAAAAAUGAGAAUUCACUGCCUAGAAAAUGUAGAUAAAGCCCUAGGAUUUUUACAUGAACAAAGAGUACAUUUAGAAAAUAUGGGCGCCCACGAUAUUGUGGAUGGAAGCUCACGACUCACUCUGGGUCUUAUUUGGACCAUCAUCUUAAGAUUCCAGAUCCAAGACAUUACUUUUGAAGAAUCAGAGAAUAGUGAAACAAAAUCAGCCAAAGAUGCUUUAUUGUUAUGGUGUCAGAUGAAGACUGCUGGCUAUCCUAAUGUUAAUGUUCGUAAUUUUACAUCCAGUUGGAGAGAUGGCUUGGCUUUCAAUGCACUUAUACACAAACACAGACCUGAUCUUAUUCAAUAUGAAAAACUACAGAAGUCCAACGCCAUACACAAUCUUAACAAUGCCUUUACUGUGGCAGAAGAUAAACUUGGACUUACUCCUUUACUUGAUGCUGAAGAUGUUAAUGUGGACUUUCCUGAUGAGAAAUCUAUUAUAACCUAUGUUGUUACAUACUACCAUUAUUUCUCUAAGAUGAAGGCUGAUUCCGUACAAGGAAAACGUAUUGGAAAGGUUAUUGAUGGUUGUAUAGAUUCAGAGAAUACAGUUCAUGAAUAUGAAAGUUUAACAUCUGAUUUAUUAGAAUGGAUUGAACAAACUAUAGUUAUAUUAAAUGAUAGACAAUAUGCCAACUCUUUAACUGGUGUACAACAACAAUUGGCAGCAUUUAAUACUUACAGAAUAGUAGAGAAACCCCCCAAGUUUGAUGAGAAGGGAAAUCUUGAAGUCCUUCUAUUUACCAUCCAGAGUCAAAUGAGGGCUAAUAAUCAACGCCCCUACCUUCCUAAAGAAGGUAAAAUGGUUUCGGACAUUAACAAGGCGUGGGAACGUCUAGAGCAUGCUGAACAUGAACGGGAACUUUCACUGAGAGAAGAACUGAUAAGACAAGAGAAAUUGGAGCAGCUAGCUGCCCGAUUUGAUAGAAAAGCCGGCAUGCGGGAGACCUGGUUAAGUGAAAACCAACGCCUUGUGUCACAAGAUAAUUUCGGAAGUGAUUUAGCUGCUGUAGAAGCUGCUACUAAGAAACAUGAAGCUAUUGAAACUGAUAUUAAUGCUUAUGAAGAACGAGUACAAGCAGUUAUUGCAGUGGCUUCAGAACUUGAACAUGAAAACUACCACGAUAUUGUCAGAAUUAACGCAAGAAAAGACAAUGUAUUACGCCUAUGGAACUAUCUACUAGAGUUAUUAAGAGCUAGAAGAAUGAGACUAGAGUUCACACUCAGUUUACAGAAAGUAUUCCAAGAAAUGUUAUACAUACUUGAUUGGAUGGGUGAAAUUAAAUCACGUCUGUUAUCAGAAGAUUAUGGUAAACAUCUAAUGGGUGUAGAAGAUUUGUUACAAAUCCAUAGUUUAUUAGAAGCUGAUGUACAUGUAGUAGGUGAACGAGUUAAAACAGUUAAUGGUAUGGCUGAAAGAUAUGUUAAUGAUGAUAUACCAGAACUAUCAGGCUAUCAUCCAUGUGAUCCUGAAAUGGUGAGAGAUCGUAUGUCAACUCUUCAAUCAGCUUAUGAAGAACUAGAACAGCUGGCUAAAGAUAGAAGAGAGAGACUUGAAGAAUCACGUAAAUUAUGGCAAUUCUAUUGGGAUAUGGCUGAUGAAGAAGGCUGGAUUAAAGAAAAAGAACAGCUCAUGUCAUCUCCAGAAUUGGGUCAUGAUCUCACAAGUGUUAGCCUAUUACUUUCCAAACAUAAGGCUAUUGAAGAUGAAAUGACUGCACGCCAUUCCCAUUUGAAGUCCGUAACCCAGGUUGGUGAUGAUCUCAUUGGAGCUGAUAAUUUCGGAGCUGACAAGAUAAAGCAAAGAAUCGAUGAGAUUGACCAACAAUGGGAAAGUUUAAUAGAUUUGGCGGCUUACCGCAAAAAACGCCUCUUAGAGGCUGUCGAUUUCUAUCAAUUUUUCGCAGACGCAGAUGAUGUUGAUACAUGGAUGUUAGAUAUAUUACGUAUGGUAUCUAGUGAAGAUGUCGGUAAAGAUGAAGCUAGUGUACAAUCACUUCUUAAAAAACAUAAGGAAGUUACAGAAGAAUUGAAGAGCUAUCACACAUCCAUUGAAGCAUUACAUGAACAAGCUGCUAGUCUUGGUGAACAAGACCGUGAAUCUGCUGAUGUACAGAGUAGAUUAGGUAGCAUUGACAAACGUUACCAAGAACUAUUAGAACUAGCUAAACUGCGUAAACAGAGACUUCUCGAUGCCCUUUCGUUAUAUAAAUUAGCUAACGAAGCUGAUGGUGUUGAAACAUGGAUUGACGAAAAGGAGAAAUUCCUGACAACCAUUACUAUGACUGAUGAUAUUGAAGAAUUGGCUAUAAUGAAACAUCGCUUUGAUAGCUAUGAGCACGAGAUGAAUUCGACAGCUUCUAAAGUUGCUGUUGUCAACCAAUUGGCAAGACAGUUAUUAACAGUAGAACAUCCUAAUGCUGAGGAUGUUAUUGGUAGACAAAACCAGCUCAAUCAAAGGUGGAACAACCUUCGAGAACAUGUGGACCAAAAACGUGAUGAAAUCAAUCUAUCUCAUGGACUUCAAAACUUCCAUAUUGAAUGUAAUGAAACUAUUAGCUGGAUAAAUGAGAAAGCUAAAAUCAUUGAGUCUACUGAAGAUCUUGGUAAUGAUCUAACUGGUGUCAUGACUCUUCAGAGAAGACUUAGUGGUAUGGAGAGAGAUUUAGCUGCUAUUGAAGCUAAGUUGGAAUCUCUACAGGCUGAAGCUGAUAUGCUACAAGAAGAGAAACCAGAAGAAGCAGCAGCCAUCAAAGAAAAGAUUGCAGAAAUUAACAAUGUCUGGAUGGAUCUUAAAGAAAUGUUGAAAGAAAGAGAUGAGAAACUUGGUGAAGCUAGUGAAUUACAACAUUUCCUUGGUAGUCUCGAUCAUUUCCAACAAUGGUUGUCAAGGACCCAGACCACAAUUGCUUCAGAAGACACUCCCAACAGUUUGGCUGAAGCUGAAAAGCUUCUCAAUCAACAUCAACAGAUUAAAGAUGAAAUUGAUGCUUAUGCACCAGAAUAUGCUAAAAUCAAAGCAUAUGGUGAUAAAGAAACUGAAGGACAAACUGAUCCUCAACAUAUGUUCUUGGCUCAGCGAUUACAAGCUCUUGAUGAUGGUUGGCAUGAGUUAUUACAAAUGUGGGAGAACAGACAACAACAUCUUUCACAGAGUCUUAACUACCAGAUUUUCUUACGUGAUGCUAAACAAGCUGAAGUCUUGCUGAAUCAACAAGAAAACUUCUUAUCCAAAGAAGAUGUUCCUAAUUCAGUACAAUCAGCUGAAAAUCUGAUCAAACGCCAUGAUGCCUUUGCUACUACUAUGGAUGCUAAUGAUGAGAAGAUCAAUGCUGUGUGUCAUUUCGCUGACCGCCUUAUUGAAGACAAUCAUUUUGCUGCUGAGAAGAUCCAGAAGAAGGCUGAGAACAUCAAUGAAAGAAGAGACUCUAAUAGACAGAGAUCUGAGGAACAACUGGCUAAACUUAAAGAACAGUUACAGAUGCAACAGUUUAUACAAGAAUGGGAUGAGCUCAAUGAUUGGCUGAAUGAUAAAAUGGCUGCAGCUCAAGAUGAAACUUACAGAGAUGCUAAGAAUCUUCAUAGUAAAUACAUGAGACAUCAAGCAUUUGAAUCAGAAAUUGCUGCCAAUAAAGAAAGAUUAGAAGCCAUCAAGAAGGAAGGAGAAGAGUUAAUGAGAAAUAAACCAGAAAUGAAAGAACAGAUUGGACCAAUGUUAGAAAAUAUAGAUAGUCAAUGGGAUAACUUAGAACAAACUACUAAGAGUAAAGGAGAGAAAUUGUUUGAUGCCAAUAGAUCAGUAUUGUACACUCAGAGUUGUGAUGAUGUUGAUGGAUGGAUCAAUGCUAUUGAAUCUCAAGUUAUUACAUCAGAAGAUUUUGGUAAAGAUUUGACAACUGUUAAUCUACUGGUACAGAAACAAAAUAUGAUGGAAAAUGAAAUGAAGAUGAAAGAACAACAAGUACAAGAAUUAGAAUCACAAGCUGUCCAUCUUAAACGUCUAGAACCAGAUAGAGAGGCAGAAAUAGAGGCUAGAAAGGCUCUAGUUGCCGAAAGAUUUGCCAAAAUACAGAGACCAUUAAUCCAAAGAAGAGAUCAACUAGAGAAAGUGAAGAGAAUACAUCAAUUUACAAGAGAUAUAGAAGAUGAGAAAUUAUGGAUUGAAGAAAAGAAACCAUUGGCUAAUUCUACUGACUAUGGUAAUAGUUUACUUAGUGUACAACUGCUGAUUAAGAAAAAUCAAUCUCUUCAACGUGAAAUAGAAAAUCAUGAACCUCGUAUAACAUCUAUAUGCGAUGUCGGCCAAGAACUUAUUGAUGAAGGUCACCCACAAUCAGAAGAAUUCUCUAGUCUUAUGGCUGAUUUAAUGGAAAGAUGGCAAGAAUUAAAAGAUUCUGUUGAAGCUAGAAGAGACAGAUUGGUCCUUUCUGAAACUGCACAACAGUACUACUUCGAUGCUAAUGAAGCUGAAGCCUGGAUGAGUGAACAAGAACUAUAUAUGAUGGGUGAAGAUAGAGCUAAAGAUGAGAUAGGAUCAGAGAAUAUGAUGAAGAAACACCAGAUAUUAGAGAAUGCUGUGGAGGAUUAUGCUGAUGUUGUUCGACAACUUGGUGAAAGAAGUAGAAACUUAUUAGAAACAGACCAUCCUGAAUGUGAUCAGAUAGCAGUACGUCAAUCACAAGUUGAUAAGCUAUACGCUGGAUUAAAAGAUUUAGCCAAUGAAAGACGUGGUAAAUUAGCUGAAGUAUUAAAAUUAUAUACCUUACAUCGUGAAAUAGAAGGUCUAUUACAAUGGAUAAGUGAAAAAUCUAUACAUGCUAAUUCCAAUGAUCCUGGAGUGGACUUCGAACAUGUUACAUUACUUAAAGAACGAUUCCGAGAGUUUGCUAGAGAAACUGAAAUUAUUGGACAAGAGAAAAUAUCAGUUAAUAAUGAAGUAUGUGAUAAUUUGAUGGCUGCUGAUCAUUCGGAUUCAGCCACCAUAGCAGAAUAUAAAGAUCAAGUGAAUGAAGCAUGGACUGAUUUAUUAGAAUUAAUAGAUACUAGAACACAGAUGUUACAGGCUUCCUGGGAAUUACACAAAUACUGUUCAGAUUGUAAAGAUACUUUGGAAAAUAUUCUGGAAAAACAACAUCAAAUACCAGAAGAAUUAGGCCGUGAUGCUCAAUCUGUAGCAGCAUUACAAAGAAAACAUGCUAACUUUGAAAAUGAUUUAGUUACAUUAGGUCACCAAGUUGAAGCAAUUCAAACUGAAUCCUACCGACUCCAAUCAGCAUAUGCUGGUGAUAGAGCUAGAGAUAUACAAUUUAGAGAAGCUGAGGUUGUGGAAGCAUGGAAAAAUCUCCAUAUAACAGUUGAUAGACGUAGAACACAACUAGCUGAUUCUAGUGAUUUAUAUAAAUUCUUCCUCAUGGCCCAUGAUUUAAGAUUAUGGAUGGAUGAUAUACAGAGACAGAUGAAUACUCAAGAAAAACCAAGAGAUGUAUCUGGUGUUGAAUUAUUAAUGAACAACCAUCAGAGUUUGAAAGCAGAAAUUGAUGCACGAGAAGAGAAUUUUGCUAUCUGUAUUAAUCUAGGAAGAGAUUUAUUGUCCAGAAAUCACUACAGAUCAGAUGAGGUUAGAGAAAAAUUAAUCCAACUAACUCUACAAAGGUUAGAUAUGACUGACCAAUGGACAGAUAGAUGGGAACAUUUACAACUUAUAUUAGAAGUCUAUCAAUUUGCUAGAGAUGCUUCAGUAGCUGAGACUUGGUUGAUGGCUCAAGAUCCUUAUCUAAACAACCAAGAUUUAGGAGAAACAUUAGAUGAAGUAGAGAUCCUCAUCAAGAAACAUGAGGCAUUUGAAAAAUCUGCAGCUACGCAAGAAGAAAGAUUUGCUGCUUUAGAGAAAUUAACAACAUUUGAAUUAAAAGACCAACAGAAGAGACAAGAAGAAGAAUAUAAUAGAGCUCAUCCAGAAGAAAUGGACAGGGAUGUGUCAACACCAAAAUCAGCUACAAAACCUGCACGAAGACAGUUGUCACCUACAUCACCAGAUUCACCCAUAUCUCGUAAAUCACCAGAUUCACCCAAAUCUGGUGAUGUACCAAGAGAAGAAGGAAUGUUAGUUAGAAAACAUGAAUGGGAAUCAAGUGAUAAGAAAGCUGGAAAUAGAUCAUGGGAUAAAGUAUAUAGUGUAUUAUCUGGUACACAAUUAUCAUGUUAUAAAGAUCAGAAACAUGCUAAAUCAGAUCCUAAGAAUCGUAUCCAUCAUGAACCAGCUAUAGAAUUAGAGGGGGCAUCAUGUUAUGUUGCUACUGAUUAUACUAAACGCCCAUCAGUAUUCAGAUUAAAAUUAGUCAAUGGUGGAGAAUAUCUCUUCCAAGCUAAAGAUGAUACUGAACGUGAUACAUGGAUUUUACGUAUAAAUGGAUCAACAGGUAGUGAAGGAGCUGCAAGUAUGCCCUCACGAGCACAAACACUGCCAGCCCGUACAGACGAGUCUAAGAAAGAGGAACACAAAAAACGUAGCUUUUUUACAUUAAAGAAGAAAUAG
This is a messenger RNA of Lottia gigantea (owl limpet), 6873 nucleotides long. RefSeq lists its product as hypothetical. NCBI's taxonomy places the organism in Eukaryota, Metazoa, Mollusca, Gastropoda, Lottiidae. Gene Ontology annotation, cellular component: spectrin; cortical actin cytoskeleton; plasma membrane. Gene Ontology annotation, biological process: actin cytoskeleton organization. The transcript is spliced from 38 exons. The coding region runs from base 1 to 6873 and encodes 2290 amino acids. The record is from RefSeq and is a predicted model, not a curated record. Gene Ontology annotation, molecular function: structural constituent of cytoskeleton; actin filament binding; phospholipid binding.